UGUGCAGGAAACGUAAUGUUCGCUUCAGAACUGAACACUGCACACAGAACCAUUCUACGGGUAAAUUUACAGCAGGUCUGGACUGAGCUACACAAUGCUGUCUUUUCUUCAGAGACUUUUGCUAUCUGAUCCAAUCCAACAUGACUUUAUCCUUAUCGAUAAGGCUGGGUUUAAUCUGACAGAAGUAAGAAGAAGAAGAUGGAGAAGAAGAUCACUGUGUGGAGUUUCCCAGGACACAGUGGUGGUAACGUCACAAUUCACUCAAAAUGGGGAGCUCCAUCAGCAUGCCAACUCACAAUCUUACAACACGGCCCACAUUCCCACACAGCAGACACAGCAGAAGACGAAAUGGAUGCAGAGAAGAUGAGCUACAUUAUCAUCUGGUCUUAAUGUAUCUGUCCAUCGAUCUGCUCUGGACCAAAGCUGGUUUCAUGAGAAUUUUCAAUCCAACACAUCCCACCACACUGGCCCUUCCUCAACCCCACUCAGGCGUUUUUUCAGCAUGGCGGUGGAAGGUUUAUGAUCUCCAGCCCUGUGUCAGUAUGUUCCUCAAUCAGGCCUGUGACCUAACCGAUGCAGGGUAUGUGCAAGGAUCCUAUCUAGAAGAUUCUUCCCUCAUUGUCUUGUGACGAGGACGUAACCUGUGAUGUGCACAAGAUUCAGCUAGGCCAAGAGAUGAUGCGUAGGGAUGAGUUGUUUUUUUUUGUUGUUGUUGCAUGGACUGGUUUUACAAUGUGGAGAUAUUUCUGAUAUUCAUCAGUUGUGUAAAAUUGUGUAAAAUUGGGUUUUGUUAAAUUAUUGUAACGUUUUGAAUUGUAAAGUGUUUUGUUCUGUCAAAAAAAUCUGCGGUGUUCUGCUACUUGUGUGUGUUGAUGUGUGAACUCUGUCCAGUGUUUAGACAAAAUGAGCCUUGUUUUUAAAAUUGUGCUUAAAAAACACUCGGGUUAAUCAGCAGCUUCAGACUCGAUCAUCACCACACUAUGAUGUAAAUAUUCAUUAAUGAAUUGUAAUAUAGAAUAAAUACUACUACUACUACUGCUACUACUGUUAAUAAUAACAUUUAAAUGCUUUACAAGCACAAGUUACACCAUUUGUCCAUUAGGGGGCGAUACAUAUUCAUAUUCAUGAGUCUCAAGACACUGCGUGUUUGUGUGAGUGUAUGUGUGUGUGUGUUUGUGUGUGUGUUCUGUGUUUUGUGUAUGUAUUGUGUGUGUGUGUAUUGUGUGUGUGUGUAUUGUGUCUGCCUCUCAGUCUUGCUUAAUUUUCUCAUAUUCCUAUCUCACAUCCUGUGUGUCAUAUCCAGUGUCUGAAUCUAUUCUUGUGUGUGUGUGUGUGUGUGUGUGUGUAUGUGUGUGUGCGCAUCCUACGUCAUCCUUUUCCGCUGAAAUUGUGGCCUCACAGAUCUGACACACAUUCAGUAUCUCUAGAGUCGAACACAAAUUUACACCUUUAACCUGCACCUUCAACACACAUGCACACACACACACACACACACAGACACACACACAGAGACACACACACAGACACACACAGACAGAUGACUUGUUACUUUUGUCACACACUCGUGAGCACUUCUCAGCUAAGUUACGAUGAUUGAAUCCAGUCAUUCAAUCUAUUCUAUCUUCUGCUGUUGCUGUGCUUUAGAGUCCCGCACCAGCACACGUGUAGAUCUGAACUCCAAAGAUGAACGCAAAUCUUCACCCUACUCAUGCAGAUUGGAGCGCUCGAUGAAGAAGCUGCCUCCUCCUCCUCCAGUGGACGGCUCUGAGCAGGAGGUGAUGGUCGUGGCUCUGUACGAUUUCACUGCAUGUGAGAGUACAGAUCUGAGUCUGAAGAAAGGAAAUGAGUACAAGAUCCUCCACAAACAGGACCAGCUGUGGUGGAGAGCAGAAGACCAAGAAGGGAAUACAGGCUUCAUCCCAAGUAACUAUGUCACAGAGAAACACAACAUAGAAGUUAAUGAGUGGUACUGCAAGAACAUUAACAGGUCUGAAGCUGAAAAUAUGCUAAGACAGGAGAAUAAAAAUGGUGCUUUCAUUGUAAGAGAGUCCAGCCAGCCGAAUUGCUACACCGUGUCCGUCUACACCAAGACCAAUAGGGAGCGCCUUGGUGAUGUGAAACAUUAUCAGAUAAAGCAGGCCAAAUCAGGAAUGUUCUUUCUGGCUGAGAAUUACAAAUUCUACUCCAUACCUGAGAUGAUUAAUUACCACAAACACAAUGCUGCAGGUCUUGUAGCACGAUUGCGUUAUCCUGUUGGUCCAAUGGAACAGUAUACCCCUACUACUGCGGGAUUUAGCUCGGAUAAGUGGGAGAUUGAUCCAAAUGAGCUGACCUUCAUGAAGGAGCUCGGCAGAGGAGAAUUCGGAGUGGUGCAACUGGGAAAAUGGAGAGAGCAGCACACAGUAGCCAUUAAAGCCAUCAGAGAGGGAGCCAUGAGUGAAGAAGACUUUAUAGAGGAGGCCAAAGUGAUGAUGAGGAUGUGUCACCCUAAGCUGGUACAGAUCUAUGGUGUGUGUACGAAGCAGAAUCCGCUCUGCAUUGUUCUUGAGUUCAUGGAGAACGGCAGUCUGCUGGAGGUACUGCGUCACCACGGCAACAGUCUGGAGUGUGUGCAGCUGUUGGCCAUGUGCCAGGAUGUGUGUGAGGGCAUGCAGUACCUCGAACACAACAACUUCAUACACAGAGACCUGGCCGCGAGGAACUGUAUGGUGAAUGUGAAGAAUGUGGUGAAAGUCUGUGAUUUUGGCAUGGCAAGGUAUGUGUUGGAUGAUCAGUACACAAGCUCAAUGGGCUCCAGGUUCCCAGUGAAAUGGUCUCCACCUGAAGUACUGCACUACAACAAGUUCAGCAGCAAAUCUGACGUCUGGUCCUUUGGUGUGUUAAUGUGGGAGGUGUUCUCUGAAGGUCGCACUCCUUUUGGGAACCGUCCGAACCCUGAGGUUGUGGAGGAGGUGACGCAGGGAGUGCGACUGUACAAACCACACAAAGCACCACCUAAUGUCUACAACAUCAUGUAUGAGUGCUGGCAUGAGAGGCCUCAGGGUCGGCCCUGCUUCUCUACCCUGCUGCAGAGCAUUAAAAACAUCACUGAGGAUUUUACACUCUAGAUGAGACACAGACAUCAACAUCAACAUCAGGAACAGCUGUGCAGCAUCACACAACACCACAGCUCCACACUGCUGACUGUGUAUACGUGUGAACAGCACAGUGACUUUCACUCACAUUGUGUGAGAUUGAAGCCUUUCUGGUCAAGUCUCCAUUGUGUGAAAAUCAGAGCUGAAGUGUGAGCAGUAGAUUUCUGCCUGGUGUACACUGGCUCUGCCUCUCUUCUAAAUUGCCCAUAGGAGGUGUGGUUGUCUGUCUAUAUGUGGCCCUGUGAUGGACUGGCGACCUGUCCAGGAUGUACCCUGCCUUUCGCCCAAUGUGCACUGGAAUAGGCUCCAGCAGACCCUGUGACCCUAAUUAGGAAUAAAGCGGGUAUAGACAAUGGAUGGAUUUAUGCUCAAUUUAAUUUUGAGGUUAAAAUUUGCUCUUUUAUUGUCCACUCGUUCUGUCAAUGGAGUUGGUUUAAUAAGUAACUUCACCACGCUGCUUCAGGUGUUAGCUAAAAGUCAAAGAGGAAUAAACUCUCAUCAGUUGUAGCUAGUGUUAGCUGAGAGUCUACUGCAGAAAACAACAUGACUUCUUUACACAAGCCUAAAUAGUUUGCUUUAGACUGGAGAAAUACUGACGGAAAUAACAUGCUGUGAUGUGACUUCAGUCAGUUGGUUCAUUUCCCCUUCACUACCAUGGGAAUGGGCGGAGUCGAAUAGAGUUCUGCAGACAGCCGCUAGGGGGCGACAGAGACACACUGCCUUCACAUUUAAACCCAUUAACUCAUAAUCACUCAGAAUUAAUGGAACAGACACAGCUACACACACUGCGCUAAAGUAACGCAACGUAUCGUAAAUAACGGUAUAAAUGUCAAAAUGUUAGAGCAUUUUUUUUGUAUAAAUAUAUUUUUGUAAUAAACGGAGUUAAAAACAACCACUUCUUUUUCGUUUAU
Hemibagrus wyckioides is the source of this 4045-nucleotide messenger RNA. It is a transcript of the gene txk, whose product is annotated as TXK tyrosine kinase. The record is from RefSeq and is a predicted model, not a curated record. Gene Ontology annotation, biological process: T cell receptor signaling pathway; adaptive immune response; peptidyl-tyrosine autophosphorylation. NCBI's taxonomy places the organism in Eukaryota, Metazoa, Chordata, Actinopteri, Siluriformes, Bagridae. The transcript has 16 exons. Bases 1590 to 3107 code for a protein of 505 amino acids. Gene Ontology annotation, molecular function: protein binding; non-membrane spanning protein tyrosine kinase activity; ATP binding.